UAGGAGAGAUGUUAGAACUAGGACUUGAAAGUGCAGGAGAAGAUCUGUUAAUUCAGAAACCAAGAAGUAAUCUUCAGCUAAUUGACAGAAGUAAACACAAGCCAUACUCUUUCCCACAGGAUUGUUAUGGAUAUCCAUGUCCUAAUAAGAAGACCAAUGUUCCCAACUCUUACUUGUCUGGAAUUAACAAGGAAAAUGCGCCAAGAACACAACUACCGUUAGAUGGGUUGCAGGGGAACAGAAAUCAGCUGAUCAUUGGAAUGGAAGGAAAUCAGCUGUUCGGCACUAAUGGCGCCAAUUUACAGAAAAGUUGGAAUGAUUUGAGUAACAUGUCCACAGCAUUAACUAUUAAUUUCAUAGCCAUGUUUGCAGGUAUCCUUGUUCUAAUUCCUGUUCUGGAUUUCCUGCUUCCAUCUCGGCCUGUUGAUACCGGGAGAGACUAUUUCUUGAACAAAAUACAGGACAGUAUCGCAAGAGCAACGAUUAAUAUCAAACCAAAACCUUCAAACCAUCAUCGCUAGACAACUUGACAACUAGAAAAAUAGAGUAGUCUUCGUAUAUAUCAAUACAAUGAAGACUAAUUUUUAUCUUAAUUUGUCAAUGAACAGCUUCUCUUGUUUCCUUGUAAACUUAUAUUGUGUCUAUUAUUUGCUUCUAGUUUUUUAUUUUGUUUGAAAUAUAUGAAUUUAAUAUUUUGAA
Eurytemora carolleeae is the source of this 699-nucleotide messenger RNA. RefSeq lists its product as uncharacterized. The transcript has 5 exons. NCBI's taxonomy places the organism in Eukaryota, Metazoa, Arthropoda, Copepoda, Calanoida, Temoridae. The record is from RefSeq and is a predicted model, not a curated record. Bases 9 to 521 code for a protein of 170 amino acids.